This is a messenger RNA of Desarmillaria tabescens, 725 nucleotides long. RefSeq lists its product as uncharacterized. The transcript has 3 exons. NCBI's taxonomy places the organism in Eukaryota, Fungi, Basidiomycota, Agaricomycetes, Agaricales, Physalacriaceae. Bases 164 to 694 code for a protein of 176 amino acids. The record is from RefSeq and is a predicted model, not a curated record.
AGAUGGAUGGAACAUGGCGAGUAGGGCAAGAUGAGAUCGUCCGAGGAGUGGGAUAGGAAGGUGUACGAGAAGGGAAAGAAUUGAAAUUGGAUAGUGGUCCAUAUAGGUCGCGAUAUACGCGAAAUGGAGGUACCCUUCAUACCGAGUUGCAGCUACAGGAAACAUGCGAUAUAUCUCCAUGGUCAUUCACAUUUUGUCGUUGCACAGAGGAUUCAAGAAGUACGUCAGUGACCGGGACGGCGUCGAGCUUCACCGUCUGAACUUUGAAGGCGCCCAUCGAAUCUACUUGAAUGGAAUUUCUUCCUUACCAUUGUUUGCCGGCUACCGUACUAAGCGAGUUCCUACUUCCUUGACGCCUGCUAGCGCCUUGCAGGACAAUUCUGGCUAUCUGAAAUACCAAGAUACAUCUACGGGACAGCUACUGCGAACACCGGAGGAAGCUUGGUUCCCGUACAGCCAUGACACAGUAUUUACACAACGCCGUCAUCCAUCUUCGUCGCCAGAACAGCCACCGUGGAACUCAGCUCCUUGCACAUCUCGGUCCCGUGGCCAGCAUGAGCAUCCGAGCCAAGACGUUAAAGAUCAGACGGUCAAGGUGUGGGACUGUUGGAACUGGAAGGGUGCGGUGGGAAAGCGGACUGCGAGAGGUGGGGACGCAGAAGUAGAAUGGAGUACUAAGGGCGCUCUAAUCUAGAGGUACCAUCAACGUAAAGAAGUGGAUUUUA